AUGCCACUAGUAAUACGUUCUCGAACUUUAAUUAUUUUAAUCGUUGUAAUAACUUUCCUUUAUGUUUUUUGGCCAAGAGAACAUAGACAACAACAAUGUCCACCAAUUAGGGUUGAAAAUGAAUUAAAUUCAGAACUUGGACCUUUAAUUGAUGCAGUACGAUCCACAAUCAUAACUGACAAUAAAGGUAAUCAAAAAGUAUAUCUCAAUGCAAAAGGUUACAUAACUUUUCUUUCUGUGUUAAGGAAACAACAUCACACAAUGGUUCAUAAACUUGUUAAAAGUGCAGAAUGGGCUCUUGGAAAUAAUAGUGUUUAUUCUGUAACAUUAAAACCUCAAUUACCACCUUCGGGAGAUCCUCAUGAUUAUAUGUCUUUGGGGAGAUAUUAUUGGCCGGAUCCAACUAAACCUGAUGGUUUACCAUAUAUUCGUAAAGAUGGAUAUCCUAAUCCCGAAUUUUUUUCUAUUAAUGAUUAUUUAUAUUUAAGAAAAAUGUUUAGAGAAGUUCAAAACCUUGGAUUCGCAUAUUUUUUUACAUAUGAAGAAAAAUAUGUAGAAAAGGCAAUGGCGCGAUUAAAAGAAUGGUUCUUGGAUGAAAAGACCAAAAUGAAUCCAAAUUUAAAUUAUGCAGGAUAUAGAAAAGGUGAAGCCUUUGGAUGGAAAGCAGGUGUUUUAGAUUUCCAUCAAGUCUUUAGAAUAUUACAAGUUAUUCCUUUACUUCGAAAUUCACAUUUAUGGGAUCCGGAGAUUGAAAUUGGAUUAAAAACUUGGAUGACAGAAUAUUAUAGUUGGCUUACUACUUCUACAAUUGGAAGAGCAGAAGGUAAAUCGGUAAAUAAUCAUGGUACAUUUUAUGAUGUCCAAGCAUUAUUUUUAUUGGAUUACCUUAAUCGUUAUGAUGAAGCAAAAACUUUUGUAUUACAAGCAUUACAAAAUCGUAUAAAUGAUGGUAUUCUUCCAACUGGUCAACAACAUUAUGAGACUGAUAGACCUACAAGUUGGUUUUAUUCAGUUUUUAAUUUACAAGGAUUAUUUCUUCUCGCCGAAAGAGCUGAUCAUUAUGGUGUUGAUGGUUGGCAUUAUGAGGGACCAUCAGGUCAAAGUAUUAAAAAGGCAGUUGAUUUCUUAUUACCUUAUGCACUUAAUGAUGGAAAAGGAUGGCCAGUAAAAAAUAUUAAAGGAUUUGAAAUGAAUGAUUAUGUUAAAUUAUUAGAAUUAUCAUAUAUUAUUUAUGGAGAUGAUAAAUAUCUUGAAGCUAUUGAAGAAUUAAGACCAAAAACGAAAGCAGAACAAGCAGUAGGAUCAAAAAUGGCUCAUUGGGAAGAUAAUUAUUUAUGUAAUAUAGCAUUAUUAUCAAAUAGAUUACUUUGGACUUGCUUAAAUAAAAAAAUGUUUAUUCUAACAGUAUUAAGAGAUACUAUUCAUAUUCAACCUUACGAUUUUCAUAAACCCAAAUACGAAGCUUUAACCGAUGAGAUAAAUCGAAUUUAUGCAAAUAAAGUAAUUCAAGAGAUAGGUCUCUGUAUAUGUUUGUUUGAUAUUCUGUCCGCAAGUGAAGAAGUAGUUCAUUAUGGAAAUGGCGCAAGUUACGCAAACGUCACUUUUCGAUUAGUUGUAUUUCGACCAUUUAUCGGAGAAAUACUUGAAGGAACAGUAUCAAGUAAUACUGCAGAAGGUGUAAAAGUGACAUUGGGUUAUUUUGAUGACAUAUUGAUUCCAACAAACCAGGAUGAUAAAUGGAAGUUUGAUCAUGAAACUCAAGUAUGGGUAAGAUUAUGGGAUAAUAUAAUUCCAGAAGAAGAAUGGGAAUCAGUAGAAGAUAAAUAUCUUUAUAUGUAUAUGGACAAAGAUCUUCCCAUAAGAUUUCGUGUAAUAGAUGAAAAAUUUACAGAUGUUGGUACAAAAGGACCACCACCUAAAAGGACUGGUAUGAAAACAAGUUCUUCUUCAACUAUAUUAAGCAAUAAACUUAUUAUACCAUUUAACAAUACGAAACAAGUACCAUAUGAGUUGAUUGGAUCUAUUGCUGAACGAGGAUUGGGCGCAACUGUUUGGAAUUGGAGUUAA
Molecule: messenger RNA, 2067 nt
Organism: Diversispora eburnea
Lineage: Eukaryota; Fungi; Glomeromycota; Glomeromycetes; Diversisporales; Diversisporaceae
Source: the annotation of a GenBank genome assembly